Messenger RNA from Closterium sp. Naga37s-1, 1142 nucleotides. NCBI's taxonomy places the organism in Eukaryota, Viridiplantae, Streptophyta, Zygnematophyceae, Desmidiales, Closteriaceae. The record is from the annotation of a GenBank genome assembly.
AUGGUGCUGAAGGUUAAGAUGGAGGAGGUGACAGGGAUGGGCGAGUGCGUGGCGGCGUUGGAGGCGAAGCUGAGCGAGCAGGGCGACGCCAUGGCUGCUUUGAAGCGAGAGAUGGCGGACAUGCGCCGCGACAUGGCCCUCCUCAAGGGCUUGGCGGAGGGGGCAGGAAAAGGGAGCGCGUCAGGAAAGGCAGCGGAGGGCAGUGGCGCGCAGCCGCUGAAAGGCGCGCAGGUGGAAGCUGCGAGAAGGGAGGCGAGUGAGAUGCGCGGGGAGAUGGGCGCGCUGAAGGCGGAGCUUGCGCGGAUGAGGGGAGCGGCGGAGCGGCAGGCGGCGGAGGUGGCGUACGUGAAGGCGACGGCGGCACACUCGGAGGCGCGCAUCAACGACGUCGAGCUGGCGCUCGCCGCCAUCAAGGACGGCCGCGCGGAGAAACGCAAGGAGGGCAGCGGGGAAGGGCAGGCGGCGGCGGAGAGGCGCGAGGGGAAGAGGCGGAAGAGGGAGGAGAGGGGUGAGGAGGAAGAUAUGGCAGAUGUUCCUGGGGUUGAUGGGCUGGCGCUUGUCGUUGCUGGUCGUGCGCCUGAAGGAAAGCGAGACGAGGCGGAAAGGGACGGCGACGCGAAGGAGAAGGAGGAGGAGGAGGAUGGCGCGGAGUAUGUUGACCCGGAGGACGAUGUGCAGAAUCUGAGGGCGCGAGUGGAAGUGCUAGAGAAAUUGAGCGACAGGGAAGGCCAUGCGUGGGAGGAACUCAUCGCACUCUGGGUUGAGGUGCGUCCAGGCAAGGCUCGCCUGGACCUCAGCGGCGUAUGCCUCAUUGACGGUGCUCUCACUCGAGCCACCGCCCUGCGCUCUCUCACCCCCCCCUGCCUCCCCCCUCUCCUUCCCCCCCUUCUUCCCUUCCCCUCCCGUGCUCCUCCCGCCCCGCACCCGCCAGGGCUGGUGCACAGCGGUGUGCUGACAGCCGCCAUGCAGUGGAGCGGCCGCUCGCACGUGCUCUUCACCGUGCUGGGCCGCCUGCCCCAGAUUCAGCAGCAAGCGUCGGUCUUCAUUCUCCUGCUCACCUGGUCGCUCUCCGAGGUGAUCCGCUACCCCCAGUACGCCUUCUCGCUUCUCGGCUGCUGCCCCGAGUGGCUCACGUGGCUCAG